This is a messenger RNA of Synchiropus splendidus (mandarinfish), 1456 nucleotides long. RefSeq names its product malate dehydrogenase 2, NAD (mitochondrial) (gene mdh2). Gene Ontology annotation, molecular function: L-malate dehydrogenase (NAD+) activity. Gene Ontology annotation, cellular component: mitochondrion; cytoplasm. The record is from RefSeq and is a predicted model, not a curated record. Lineage: Eukaryota; Metazoa; Chordata; Actinopteri; Syngnathiformes; Callionymidae. The coding region runs from base 123 to 1136 and encodes 337 amino acids. Gene Ontology annotation, biological process: malate metabolic process; tricarboxylic acid cycle. The transcript has a single exon.
ACGCAUGACAGCUGGCGACGCUUCCUGUUCGCUCUCGGCUAGAGGACGUUGGUGUCACAGAGGAGAGGGGCUCUUCGGGUAUUCGUUACUUUCAGUGAGUCAGUAGAAGAAGAGAAACAACCAUGUUCUCCCGCGCCGUGAGACCCACCGUCAGCCUGGCCAGGAGCCUGUCCACCUCGUCGCAGAACAACGCCAAGGUGGCGGUGCUCGGAGCUUCCGGCGGCAUAGGCCAGCCGCUGUCGCUGCUGCUCAAGAACAGCCCGCUGGUGAGCCACCUCUCUCUCUACGAUAUCGCCCACACGCCCGGGGUGGCCGCGGACCUCAGCCACAUCGAGACCCGGGCCCAAGUCACCGGCCACAUGGGGCCCGAGCAGCUCGAUGCCGCACUCAAGGGCUGUGACGUGGUGGUGAUUCCCGCCGGGGUGCCCAGAAAACCCGGGAUGACCCGUGACGACCUGUUCAACACCAAUGCCACCAUCGUCGCCACCUUGGCCGAUGCCUGCGCGCGCAACUGCCCCGGAGCUAUGAUCUGCAUCAUCGCUAACCCGGUCAACUCCACCAUCCCGAUUACGGCAGAGGUCAUGAAGAAACAUGGUGUCUACAACCCCAACAGAGUGUUUGGUGUCACAACCUUGGACAUUGUCAGAGCAAACACCUUCGUUGCGGAGCUAAAAGGCCUGGACCCAGCAAGGGUCAAUGUACCGGUCAUUGGAGGUCACGCCGGGAAGACCAUCAUUCCACUCAUCUCCCAGUGCACACCUAAAGUGGAGUUCCCUGCCGACCAGCUGUCCGCACUGACCGGCAGGAUCCAGGAAGCUGGUACCGAGGUCGUCAAGGCCAAGGCUGGUGCCGGUUCUGCAACCCUCUCCAUGGCAUAUGCUGGUGCUCGCUUCACCUUCUCCGUCCUGGACGCCAUGAAUGGAAAGGAGGGUGUGGUAGAAUGCGCUUAUGUCAGGUCUGAGGAGACAGAGUGCAAGUACUUCUCCACACCCCUGCUUCUGGGCAAGAACGGCAUCGAGAAGAACCUUGGACUGGGCAAGCUGUCUGCGUUUGAGGAGAAGCUGGUGGCUGACGCCAUGGAUGAGCUGAAGGCCUCCAUCAAGAAGGGCGAGAACUUCGCUGCUAAUAUGAAGUGAAUGUCAGGCCUUCGCCAAUAGCUUAAAAAGUAACUUAAAACAUGCUUCUGGGUGCAAAGCAUCAGUCUGUGUUUCCUUUGGUUUUAGGAGUAGUCUGAUUUGGUUCAGGUAUUCUUAUCACAGUUGGUCUCCUUCCUGUCAUAAUACCCAUGGUUUAUGUACGGCCUGUACUGUGGUGAGCCAUAUAUGAUCAUGUACAGUUUGUACUUUGGGGGACUUUUGUGCUGAACAAAGAAGAAACUGCUGUCACCAUUACAAUCCAUGUUACUGAUGAGAACAAAACAUCACUCCAUCAAUAAACAGCUGAGCUCCUGAAGUGA